Molecule: messenger RNA, 866 nt
Organism: Equus quagga
Lineage: Eukaryota; Metazoa; Chordata; Mammalia; Perissodactyla; Equidae
Gene: MLANA
Product: melan-A
Exons: 5
Coding region: 277-633 (118 amino acids)
Cellular component (GO): endoplasmic reticulum membrane; trans-Golgi network; melanosome
Source: RefSeq, a predicted model, not a curated record
CAUGUGGGAGAUUCUGGUGGACUCCAUCACCCUCCGUCGUUGCCUCCCUGACGCUUGGCUCUCAGCAGAUUUUCUCCUGAGUGUUUGUUGUUCUCCAUCUUCUGAGGGUUCACAAAGUCUCCUCCUAGAUCCUCUCUCUACCCUGCCAACGCGCAAAGCCGGGAACUAGGAAAAGCAGUUAUUCGGGCUACAGCCUGAUUGGAAGCAGAAGCAUCCUCCUGUCACUUGAAGGACCGCUUCUCUUGGCUGGGGUGUUCUGUGGCCUGACCCCACAAGAUGCCAAGAGAAGAAGCUUACUUCACCUAUGGUUACCCCAAGAUGGGGCACGGCCGCUCCCACAUCACAGCUGAAGAGGCUGCCGGGAUUGGCAUCCUGAUAGUGAUCCUGGGAAUUUUACUGCUCAUUGGCUGUUGGUAUUGUAGAAGACGAAGUGGAUACAAAAGCUUGAAGGACAAAAGCAUUUAUGUUAGUACUCAAAAUACCUUAACAGGAAGAUGUCCACGUGAGGGGCUUGGUCACCAGGACAGCAAACUGCCUUUUCAGGAGAACAGUUGUGACCCUGUGGUUCCCAAUGCUCCACCUGCCUACGAGAAACUUUCUGCAACGCAGUCACCACCACCUUAUUCGCCGUGAGAGCCAGCAAGGCCCCUGAGAGAUGCUGUAAUGAUUUCCCUCACACUUUUGCUUGAAUUUAAUACAGACAUCUAAUGUUCUGCUUUGGAAUGCUAUGGAAACAGUGUACAUCGUCUCUAACAAUAAGCUUAGUGUUAAAUUCUUUAGGGCAACUAGCAAUACUAAUUAAGUGAGGAAAUGACUAGAAGUAUUAAAAUGAGAAACACUUUGUUAAUAAAGGUUGUAAUGCCUGA